Molecule: messenger RNA, 732 nt
Organism: Orbicella faveolata
Lineage: Eukaryota; Metazoa; Cnidaria; Anthozoa; Scleractinia; Merulinidae
Product: MAD2L1-binding protein-like
Biological process (GO): regulation of exit from mitosis
Cellular component (GO): nucleus
Source: RefSeq, a predicted model, not a curated record
AUGGCAAAAGAGGUUGAAAUUCAAGUGACUUUCAACGAAGGAGUCGGCCAGUCUAUAAAUUCACGACUGUUGAGGGGCUGCAUCGAAUACCUUCUGUACCAACGGCAACAACUUCCGAUACCUUACCACGAGCUAAUAAAAUUGGUAGAAGAUCAAGAAAAGUCGUGCGAUGGCUUAGAAGCAGGCGUAUUGGCCCGGCGAUCCUUUAAUACUGAAUACAAGAAAGCUAAGAAAGUGUAUGAAGACGUGGAAUGCUUGUUUGAUCACAUAAACAAGCUGUUCCUGUCGACAAAAGUCAAUGCUGCCAUGGUUCUGCUCGGGUCAACCCCGGUCAGUCCAAAAGAACAUUACUUUGUUGAUUUUCAAAACGUUAAUGAAGGUAAAACUGUGGACAGUUCACCAAGAGUAUGCAAUUCAGCUUGUCGAAAACUGAUACGGAGCUUGAUUUCGAAUCAAGAACUUGGUUCUUUCAAGGAGAUUUCUCCUACUUCCAUGUUGGUUUUCAUUCAGGUUAGCAGAUCGUCCGAUAUUGAGUGGUUUCAACCAAAGCCGACUUUCAAGCCACCUCACCGAGGUCAAUCCUGUAAAAUAAACGUUAGGACUACCAGCUACAACGAACAACCGGCUGCCAGUGAGGGCGAACCCCCUGAACAUAGCAUCGAUGAGUGGUUAUGGUUUCAGGCUCCAGUUAUUAUCAGGGGGUACAGGCACAGAACCGGUGUCGGUCCCUAG